Molecule: messenger RNA, 2171 nt
Organism: Camponotus floridanus (Florida carpenter ant)
Lineage: Eukaryota; Metazoa; Arthropoda; Insecta; Hymenoptera; Formicidae
Gene: abs
Product: ATP-dependent RNA helicase abstrakt
Exons: 10
Coding region: 161-2023 (620 amino acids)
Biological process (GO): mRNA splicing, via spliceosome
Cellular component (GO): spliceosomal complex
Molecular function (GO): zinc ion binding; RNA binding; ATP binding
Source: RefSeq, a predicted model, not a curated record
UGUGAUAGACACAGACUUCCACACAGUGAAAAAAUGAAUAAACAAUAAGAAAUCUUGGAAGAAACGAGAUAACCUCUAGAUUCUUUCUAUAGCAGCCAGUUCAGCUAAAAAAAAACUUAAUAGUGGACUCAAUAGUUAAUAGUAGAUUAUCGGCUCUCCAAUGGAUAACAACGAGCUUCCAAUGAAGCGAUAUAGAAGAGAGGAAGAAGAAGGGAGUUCUAAUACAGAUGAUGAUUACGUACCAUAUGUAUCUGUUAAACACCGUAAAAAGCAAUUGCUUGCAAAAUUGGGCAAACUUGGAGAAUUGAAAGAAGAAGCUACCAAUGGUGUUGGAAAGAGUAGCAGCGAGAAUGAAAAAGAUGAUGCUGAUAAUGAUGAUGGACAAGUUUGGGGGAGAAAAUCUAACAUUUCUCUUCUUGACCAACAUACCGAAUUAAAGAAAUUGGCUGAAGCCAAAAAGGAGAGUGCUAUGGAAAAGCAAUUGAAGGAAGAAGAGAAAAUUCUAGAAAGCGUUGCUGAGAAUAAAGCUUUAAUGGGUGUGGCUGAAUUAGCCAAGGGUAUUCAAUAUAAAGAUCCUAUCAAGACCAAUUGGCAACCACCGCGAAUAAUACUCAGCUUUGGCGAGGCACGUCAUGAAAGAGUACGAAGGAAACUUAGGAUACUUGUGGAGGGUGAUGAAGUACCACCACCUUUAAAGACUUUUAAGGAAAUGAAAUUUCACAAGGGGAUCUUGUAUGGAUUAGAACAAAAAGGCAUUAUCAAGCCAACUCCAAUUCAAGUUCAAGGAAUACCUACAGUGUUGUCUGGUCGUGACAUGAUUGGUAUAGCUUCCACUGGUAGUGGUAAAACAUUAGUGUUUGUUUUACCUAUCAUUGAAUUUUGCCUGGAACAAGAAAUCGACAUGCCAUUCAUUAAGAAAGAGGGACCUUAUGGCUUGAUAAUAUGUCCUUCAAGGGAAUUAGCUAAACAAACCUAUGACAUAAUUCGACAUUACACCAAUAGCUUAAGACAAGUGGACUGUCCGGAAAUACGUUGCUGCUUGGCGAUUGGAGGUGUACCGGUUUCGGAAUCAUUAGCUAUAAUCAACAAAGGCGUGCACAUAAUGGUAGCGACACCGGGGCGACUGAUGGAUAUGUUACAUAAAAAGAUGGUCACUUUAAGUGUAUGCCGUUACCUUUGCAUGGACGAGGCAGAUCGCAUGAUAGAUAUGGGAUUUGAGGAGGAUGUGCGGACCAUAUUUUCAUUCUUCAGAGGACAAAGGCAAACGUUGUUGUUCUCUGCUACUAUGCCAAAAAGAAUUCAAAAUUUUGCGCGUUCGGCGUUAGUAAAACCUGUGACAAUAAAUGUCGGUCGUGCCGGUGCUGCAUCAAUGAACGUAAUACAGGAAGUAGAAUAUGUUAAACAAGAGGCAAAAAUUGUUUACCUCUUAGAAUGCCUUCAGAAGACUGCGCCACCAGUUUUAAUAUUCGCGGAGAAGAAGCGCGAUGUGGACGCUAUUCAUGAAUAUCUGCUCAUAAAAGGAGUGGAAGCUGUCGCGAUACACGGAGGAAUAGAUCAAGAAGAAAGAUCACGUUCGGUAGAAGCGUUUCGUGGAGGCCGAAAAGAUGUACUUGUGGCGACAGACGUCGCAUCAAAAGGUCUUGAUUUCGCCGAUGUGCAACACGUUAUCAAUUAUGAUAUGCCGGAUGAUGUAGAAAAUUAUGUGCACAGGAUAGGACGAACCGGUCGUUCUGGACGUACCGGUAUAGCGACGACUUUUAUCAAUAAAGCGAACGAUGAGUCAGUAUUACUUGAUCUUAAACAUCUAUUGAUGGAAGCAAAGCAAAAGGUGCCACCAUUCUUGUUGGAGCUUUGCUCAGAAAACGAAAAAUAUCUGAACCUUGGAGACGAACGCGGUUGCAGUUAUUGCGGCGGGCUCGGACACAGAAUUACAGAGUGUCCGAAACUGGAAGCUGUGCAGAACAAACAGGCGUCCAAUAUCGGACGUCGCGAUUAUCUGGCCAGCAAUGCUGCUGAUUAUUAAACAGCACGUCUUAAAUAAAACAGUUUCUAUGGCCGGUAUUCAUAGUCCGAUCUUAUAUUUAAGAUUGUCUUAAGUCUGGUCCGAAGUUGACUUAAGACCUCAUUCAACCAAUCAAAUAGCUGCGUAGCAUUUCAAGCUCGAACUUAAG